Messenger RNA from Prorocentrum cordatum, 2371 nucleotides. Lineage: Eukaryota; Dinophyceae; Prorocentrales; Prorocentraceae. The record is from the annotation of a GenBank genome assembly.
GUGGUAAGCUCUGAGGUGGACGGGGGGACUCUGCUUGCACGGGCUUUUGUGUCCAGGCGGGCUAUCCGCACACAGGCUUGGCGCAGUUCGCUGGUGCUUCGAACUGGCAGCUCGAAGUUCAGAGCCAGCGUGCUAGACCACUCGUCGGCGUCGGUCGUCGUCUUUGUCGUGCCCCAGGCGUUCCCAGAUGAAUUCCAUAGGCCGCAGGAGCCUCCCGUGCCUGCCAUGGACGUUCCCAGAGGGCUCCAAGAGGCCGCAAGAGAACCCAAGUGUUCGCCAAUCUGUUGCAAGAGAGUCCAAAGGAACCCAAGCAGGCCAAAGAGGCACCAAGUUCAGGCGGAGCCAGGGAGCGCCCAGAAGCUCCCCGCAGCCUGGAGCGUCUGGCUUGUGGCUCGAGGCAUCUUUGUUCUCGACCUACAUAACUUUACACGAACUUGUUUUCUUCGCCGCCGGGGUCGGCCAGGGCCAUGACGCCGUCCUCAUUCGUCGCCCUGCUGCUGCUGCUGCUGGUUUCGCGCUCGCGCGCCACGGCCAGCGGCCGCGCGUGCCCAGACGCGGAGUCCCAGCUGCUCCAGCUCUCGAGCAGUCAGAGCUCUGGCGGCGGCGUCGGCUCGGGGCUGGCGUCCACGGACCUGGAUUCCGUGGUGUGGCCCACCCGCGGCGGAAAGACGAGCUCCUGCUGCCGCUGCAACUACGUCAUGCGCAUCCUUGUCCCGGCCGCGAACAUGCCCGCCGGCCCGCAGCAGCUUCGCAUCAAGUUCGCACAGUCGAAUAACGGCAUCGCGUACGUGGCUUUCGGUGAGGAGGAGUCCCCAGGAGUGAUGAAGGCUGGCACCAUCACGAACCUGUGUUUUGACGGGCAGGUCGGCGACUGCACCACGGCCGUGUCCCUUCGGGCUUUUGAAUUGUACACCGAGUGGUUCGACUACACGAUCGACACAGCCAAGAAUUAUUACGUAUCCUACCUUCACCUCUGCGGCCCUGGCGGUUCCUCGUCGGGGACAACCCCUGACGGUGUGGCGUUCAGCGGUUACGACACUGGUACAAGCGACGAAUACACGUACUGGUCAACUUCUGGUACUACGACGUGGUACAACGACCUCCGCGACAACGGUCUGGCCGGGACCCUUCGCGGACCCAGUGCGCUCGUGUACGGCCACUACUCACGCGAUCCGGGCGCCAGCAUCACAGGCGGCUGGAAAACCGCGAAUCGAAUCGAAGGCAUCCAGGGUAUCGAGUCUCAUGCUAGUUCAACCCCUAACCCCACGCCGUAUCCGACGCCGUUCCCGACGCCCUACCCGACGCCGUACCCGACGCCGUAUCCGACGGCCUUCCCGACGCGUUACCCGACGCCCUACCCGACGGCCUUCCCGACGCCCUACCCGACGGCCUUCCCGACGCCCUACCCGACCGCCUUCCCGACGCCCUUCCCGACGCCCAGCCCAACGCCGAGCCCGACGUAUCCUGUGGGUUGGCCGACGCCACAUCCAACUUUUCUUCCUGGAGCUGCCAUGGCGGGAGGAGCUGGCGGAGGCGUAGCUGCCACUGGCGACCCCCACCUUCAAAACGUUCACGGCGAGCGGUUCGAUCUGAUGAAACCAGGCAAGCAUGUUUUGAUAAACAUCCCUCGCGGAAUGAGCGCUGAAGCCGCAUUGCUUCGGGUGCAGGCCGAUGCGCGCCGAUUGAGUGGACUCUGCGCGGAUGUGUACUUCCAAGAGUUGAACGUCACAGGGUCUUGGGCAGAGGCAAAACAGAAUGGAGGGUAUCAUUUCAUUACAGCGUGUCACAAAGAGAUGUGGAGGCUCCGCAAUGGGUUGCGCUUGGCAAGGUUGAGUUGAAAGUCGUGGUUGGACGUACGGAGAGUGGCCUCCAGUACUUAAAUGUAUACGUCAAGCAUCUAGGGCGAGCAGGGUUUGCAGUUGGAGGUCUCCUGGGGGAAGACGACCACAAAGACGCAAUGACUCCUUUAGCGUCCUGUGCCAGACAUGUGCAGCUAGCUCAGUCGAGUGGCGGAGCACCUUCUGCGCUGUGGGUUGCAACGGCCACUUUCGCGUGACAAUAGUCACCAUGACAUACGAAGGCAUGUCAUAUGUGGGCCAUCCUUUUGUUCCGACGCGUGCUGUAUCGCGUACGCAUGUGUUUCAACCAAUAUUGUGGCAUUGUCGUGUCCACCGGAAAAAUUUGGUUGCCACUCUGCGCUGUCACAGGCCCCCGUUGCUCGCUGGGUUGGUCUUGCUCGUGGAGCUCUUGUUGCUUCGUUGUUCUUGCUGCUGCUGUCAUCAUCUGCCCCCCCCCGUCCGCCCCCCCCCCGCCCCCCAGGCAUCCUGCACCUUCUCCUCCUCCCCGUUUCCUCCUCCUCCCUCCUUCUCCC